CCUUAUCCGACGAAACACAAGCGGCAACCGUCGGAAAUUUGAGCUUUCCUGCUACAUGCUUGUCGCCUUUUCCCCCUUUUUCCUUGUCGUUUUGCGGCUAUAGAGGAAAGUCAUGGAUGACCAAAGCUGUCCGAGAUGCAAGACAACAAAAUACAGAAACCCCUCGCUCAAGCUCAUGGUGAACGUGUGUGGACACACAUUAUGCGAGAGCUGCGUGGAGAUGCUGUUUGUCCGUGGCUCCAGCAAUUGCGUGCAGUGCGACACACCCCUGAGGAAGAGCAACUUCCGUGUGCAGCUCUUUGAGGACCCCACCGUCGACAAGGAGGUGGAGAUCCGCAAGAAGGUGCUGAAGAUUUACAACAAAAGGGAUUGUGAUUUUCCGAGCCUGAGAGAAUAUAACGACUACUUGGAGCAAGUGGAGGACGUCGUGUUUAACCUUACCAACAAUGUUGAUGUGGAGGACACGAAAUUGAGGAUGGAGCAGUACCAGCGGGAGAACAGAGAGAUAAUCCAGAAGAAUAAAGCCAAGCUUACUCGAGAGCAGGAGGAAUUGGAGGAGCUACUUCUGCUGGAGCAGCAGGGCAAUGAGAAGCGAAGACUAGAUGUGCUACAGGAGGAACAAAGGCAGCUCCUGGCCAAAAAGAAGAACAAGCAGGCUCUGCUGGAUGAACUGGAAAAGUCUCAGCUCCCUGCCUCCCUCUUGCUCGCCCAACACAAAGCCCGUGUUUCACAGCUGGAAACUGAGAUCGAACAGCAGAGACACAUGGUCAAAACCACCAAUCACUUUUCAACAGGAAUUCAGAUGCGUCAGACGGUAUCUCUACAAGCUGUACCCAAGUUAGAAGAAGCCCUUUACCACUACAGGCCACUUCAGAUUGAAACCUUUGGACCACCGGUGCCAGAACUGGAGCAGCUGGGAAGACUCGGAUACUUGAACCACGUGCGGGCCUCCAUGCCUCAGGACACAGCUGGAGGAUACAGCUCGGCUUUGGCGUGUCAUCGAGCCAUCCAAGAUGCGUUCAGUGGCCUCUUUCCCCAGAUUGGCUGAACCCAAACCCGGAGACACA
Messenger RNA from Syngnathoides biaculeatus (alligator pipefish), 1067 nucleotides. RefSeq names its product MNAT1 component of CDK activating kinase (gene mnat1). Gene Ontology annotation, molecular function: cyclin-dependent protein serine/threonine kinase activator activity. Gene Ontology annotation, cellular component: transcription factor TFIIH holo complex. Lineage: Eukaryota; Metazoa; Chordata; Actinopteri; Syngnathiformes; Syngnathidae. Gene Ontology annotation, biological process: regulation of transcription by RNA polymerase II; nucleotide-excision repair; positive regulation of cyclin-dependent protein serine/threonine kinase activity. The transcript is spliced from 8 exons. The record is from RefSeq and is a predicted model, not a curated record. Bases 113 to 1048 code for a protein of 311 amino acids.